This is a messenger RNA of Chara braunii, 5978 nucleotides long. Lineage: Eukaryota; Viridiplantae; Streptophyta; Charophyceae; Charales; Characeae. The record is from the annotation of a GenBank genome assembly.
AAAAAAAAAAAAAAAGAAAAAGACGGCCAAUCGGAGGAGAGUGAGCGGUGAAAAAAAAGAAGAAAAAAAGAAAAGAAAGGAGUAAAAAAAAAACAGUGAGCGGUGAAUAGAGAUUAGCGAUGGCCAUGUCUGUCGGGAUGGCGGGAGUUUCCAGCGGCGUUGCGAUUUCCCGCGUUUUUAUCUUCGACGAGAUGACGUCAACAACGUGGCGGCGGAAGACGACCACGAGCAGACCGUUUGUCAGGAUGAGGAGGAGGAAGGGGAUGCACGGUGCGAUUGCCACGUGUUCGAAUCCCACGUGGAUAGGGAUGUCAUCUUACCUGCCAACUAAGAGGGAAGAUUCAACGCACCUGGUCCACCAUUCGGCUGUACGAGAAUCAAGGUUGCUGCUGAAAAGAAGGCCCCCCUCCCCCUCCCUGCCUGCCGCGUGUCGACGGGAAGAAAUUCUGCACCCUCUCUCUCAAGCAGCUGCUGCGGCUACGGCGGUCCCGACUUCUCGCACCAGACAUUCGUCCUUCUCCGAAUGGCGCUACGUGGCAAGAAGGAAUAAUGCCACGUCAGCUUGCGAGGAUAGAAGUGGAAACGAUUUCUUCAGAAUGACCAAAUAUCACAAACACACGGCGCGCUGCGACAACCUGACAGGGAGCAAUGUCCGUUCGCCAGCCUUCGCUGCCCAACUAGGUUCUUCUUGUCUGCAUCCUCCUCUUCCUCCUCCUCGUCUCCGGGAGCGGUUCCCCUGUUUCUGCCGGAAACAACACGUGGAAGGAUAUUCUUGUCCCUCUCACAGCUGCCGGCUAUGGCGGUGGAAGAGAUGGAGUGGUACCCCGGCAUUGAGAUAUCCGUACAGAGGGCGAGGAGGGGCCACUGCUGCAGCAGCUCCAAGAGGAGGAGGAGGAGGAGGAGGAGGAGGAGGAGGAGGAUGGUUGUUGGGACAUGCUGCUCAGUGGAUUACGAGCCGGGAGUUCGAUCCGGAUCGGGAUUGGAAUGACGGUCGAGAUCGGAGUUUGCCUGCGAAGGCCGUUGAUAAAGCCACUGCCUUUGAUAACUUGGACACAUUUGCAGAACCCAACGGCUACUUCUCUUGGAAUGGGGUGGAAGAGUUGUCGGCAACAUAUGAUGGGAUGCCACGUGGCAGGGACGGGCCUUCCUCAUCAUCUAUUGGCAGAGAGAUCGAGCAGGGAGAGGAGAAGAGAGGGAGGAGGGGAAGGGGUGGUCGUGAGAGCCGCACAAAUGGGAGGGAAGACGAGGGCGACUCCGCUUUGUUAAAUAGUUUGUCAAGUGCCACAUCGUUGUCUGAAAUUUACCGGGAGGGAGAGAAGGGCAAUCAAGGCAUAAAUGGCGCGGAGGGGGGCCAAAAGGAGUUGGGUAAAGAGGAGGAAGAGGUGGUUUCUCGUCGAUACCCAGGAGGACGGGAACAGGAUCGAGAUUGGGACAGAUCUGGCAAUCGAGAUGGGCGAGGGAGGAGGCGCGGUGGAUGGACCAGGACGACCUAUGGGUCUUCAGGACUGAGGGACAAGGAAGGGAGCAGCAGGGGUGAGAGAGAGGGAGAGGGAGAGGGUCGGGCUGACAAGAUGUCAUCAGAGCGAAGACCGGAGCGCGCCACGUGGAAUCGAGCAGGCUGGUCAGAGGCACGUGGCGGGAAGCCUGGGUCGGAAAGGGGGACAGGGGGGACGCACUGGAGGUCAUCUGGCCACGUGGGCGGGGCUAUGGAGGCUCGAAGAUCGGGUGCCUCAGAGGUCUCGUCGCGAAGAAUGUCACGUGGACAGGAAGGAGGAAGGAGGGGGGGAUCUGAUGCUGACGUGGCGAGACGGAUGACAGGCAUCCAUGGAGGAGGGUGGUGGUACGAAGGUCGGGACCGGGAUGGCAGAUGGCCAAGGGUACCGAAGGUGGAGACCAGGAUGGCAGAUGGUGUUAACCGUGGCGGUCGUCGAGGUUCCCCAUCUUCCCCUCCUCCCAAUCUGCCGCUGCAAGGGAAGUGCCAGGAGCGGAAGCAGUCUUCCACGCGUCACGGGGAGCCCGGAAGUGCCAUGCGUGCUGAUGACGUGUCCGGCGGGCUAGGAGGAGAAGUAGGUGGUAGCAACCGACGAUCGCACCAGAGUGCGCCGCCAUUGGGAUCGGGAGAGAGGAGGGAGAAUCCGAAGAGCCAGAAGAGGAUAGAUAUGAUGAUGAUGAAAUGGUUAAGAGGCACGGAGGUGGCUAUGGUGCCAUCGAGCGAUGACAAAGAGGAACUGUGGAUGGAUGUUCGUGAUGAGGAGGUAGCAAAGAAGUACACAUCAUUACUGCAAGACGAUAAACUGAAUGACGUGUACGGAUUAAUGUAUCGGACUCUCCAGCAGUGCUUACACUCUCCCCAGGGUUUGCCGACUUUGCGGAGGCAAAGGCGAUCUUCGUCGAGUCAAGCCUGUGGCAGUCCCUCCUCCUCCUCCUCCUCCUCCUCCUCCUUCAUGUCCUCAGUGGCAGCCAUUGAUGCAGGAGCAACAACAGCAUUGUCGUAUUCCUCAUCAAUUUCGAUGCUUGGUCGGAAGGAAGAGGAGGACGAGGGGGAGGAGGAGGAGGAGGAGGAGGGGGGGCGGGAGGAGCAGCAGGCGGCUGUAGUAGAUCACAUGCUCAUGCUGAGGGCGUGCCUCAGGCAAGAUAACCUGCGAUUGGCGUUUGCCUAUGCUCUGCUGAUCCCGGCAUGUCUAAGUUGUUAUCAUGCCAUCAUGUCUAUCUGUGCUAAGUGGGGGAAUCUCGAAGGCGCUGUCCAAGCACUCCGGAUCGCACGCAGAAGAGGACUGGUGUUAGAUGUCCUGUCGUAUUCUAUCGUCAUUACAGCCUGCGCAAAGGCAGGGGAUGCAAAACGUGCUAUCGCUAUGUAUGAAGACAUGAGAGCCGCUCAGAUUCAGCCGAACACCAUUGUGUACAAUGCAUUGAUUGGUAUAUUGAUAAAGACAGGCCAGCUGGAGAGAGCUCUUAGCCUGUAUGACAACAUGAUAACGAGCAAUAAUCUGCCGGACAUCAAAACGUAUAAAAUGUUGAUGGCUGGGUGCGCAGAGGAUCCAAAGCGACUGCAGAAGGCUUUCCAACUUCUCAUGGACAUGCAGCAGUGGCGAUUAAUCCCAGAUGAGGAUCAUUUUGCUUCUCUUAUCUAUGCAUGCAGCAAGGCUGGGGAUGUGCAAAAGGCGUUCGAGGUCUAUGCUGCUAUGCUUGAUGUCGGGAUGACUGCGAAUGUCGUUCACUACACGGCAUUGAUCGAUGCGUGUUUGAGAUCGAAAUGGAUCAAAAGAGCAUUCGAUAUUUUCUCACAGAUGAGGACGGAGAACAUCCAUCCAAAUCAAAUCACCUUCACCUUGAUGCUCGAAGCGUGUGGAAUUCUCGGCGAUUUGGAGCAGGCCAUGGCCGUGGCGAACAUGAUGAGGUCUAGCGGCAUUGAAAUGGACUGGAUUUCGUUCCAAACUCUUAUGUCGUUGUGCGCCAUACGUGCUGAUGUGGAUGCCGCUCAGCGCGUGCUUGACUGGAUGGCGGAAUCUAAUCUUCCACCGGAUGAAGACAUCUAUGCUUCAAUGAUUCUCUCUUACUGCAAUUGCAAUCGUGUUGACGAGGCUCUUCAAAUUCUCAGAGAUGCUGUUGUCGAAAAACGUUUUCGGCUAUCAACGGAGGCGUACACUCAUCUCAUCAACAGGUUCGGGAAACUUAAGCAGCCUGGUCGAGCUAUGGAGGUCUUCAGGAUGGUACAGGAGAAUGGCCUUUCACCAACCACUCAGAUUUACAAAGCCGUAAUCAAUAGUUUCCAUGACGCAAAGUUCUCAGAAUUGGAGCCAGCUAUGGAUUUGUUUGAGGAAGGCAUCAGCCGCGGACUGUUGAACAACUUUGACCUAUCACGCUUGGAAUGGGGUGAAGAAAAGGCGCUGACAAUGAAUCUGGUCAAUGAGGGCCCCGGUGUUGCUGUGACAGCUCUUCUUGUAUUGCUUCGGAUGUUGAAGAGGAAGAAUCUGAGACCUGAGCAAGUCAAUUUGAUGACAACAACUGACAGGCUUUUGACGGAUCAAGAAUGGAUUGUGCCAGCCAUCACCACAUCACUCUUGGAAGAUCAGUUGAAAUUGCCUUAUGUUUUUGCACGAGAGUUUGGCAUGCUCGCUAUACAGGGCAAAGCUUUAGAUCGAUGGCUGUCGAAGAAGUACAUUGUGCCGACAUCUUCAAGCAUCGUGCAGACAGAUAGCGAUCACGAUUCGGACGGGUGGACUGCCUCGCACAGUCUCGUGCGGAUGAAACACAUCUGGGCGGGGGAAUGGGAAACUCUGCAGCAAGCGAGGAUGGAAGAGGUGCGGAAGGAGAAGGGGACUACCGCAAAGGAACUGGAAAACGUAUCGAAUUGGGCCGAGAUGACGAAGGGGAUGUCGAGGCAAGAGAAGAAGACAUUCUUUGUGGAAAUGUUCAGGGAGCGCCGCAUUCUCGCGAUGAGAGAGAAGAGAAUAAAGGCGCGCUAUGGAAAAGUAGUGAGGCUAAAGAAGAGGGUGGGAGAUUUUGGGUAUAUCUAUGGCUCUGAUCCGAAUGAAGCUCGCGAUACUGGAGAAGGGAGGGUGGUGGUGAAGCUGUACAGAGAGCCCAGUGAUGACACUUCAAGCAGCAGAGUCGGUGCACCCUCUGGGGAGGAGGAGGAGGAGGCGGCAGCGCCGCCAAUUUCACUUCAUGGCAAGCAUUUAACUUCUAUGAGAAGUAACGGCCAGCAGCCUUCAGAUGGGCUUGACUUGAACCUCCUUGCAGGUUUCAGAAGGACAGAGAGAGUAGAAAGCAGGGUGCACGCUGACAACAACGAGGUUGAUGGCCGAUCAAUCACCAGAACGCCUGCAGCUCCGACGUCAGGAGAAGUCGGCAGGCAGGACAGACUGAUGAAAGAGGGGGCUGCAACUGCUCUCGACAGCUCUGAGGGUGGCGUUUUACCCCUAGCAAGUGCAGACAUCGGUCACACUCGGAGCGGACAUGAAGAAGCAUCCAGUCCCGCCGCUGACCCUAGCAAACAGGGAAAAGCAGUUAUAGAUGAGAAGCAGAAGACAGGAAAUUCCCAGCAAUCUUCCGCAAGUACGCACGAGCAUCCGUCGGAGGAGUCGGAGCAUGGCAUUGCGGAAGCCGCGGGGACAUUCGAUGAGCAGCAAAGGAGUGCGGCAGUCGGUGAAGUGCUAGCAGCUCAAGAAGAGGAUGGGGAGCGAGAGAGCAGAAGUGAAGCGGGAGUCACGAAGGUCGGGAGAGCAGAAGUGAGAGGAGAGGGAGAGAGAGGUGGUGCAUGGAUACAGUGCCAGGGAGUCACCAAGUCAGGGUCAAAGUGUAAGCGACGGUUGACCGAAGAGGAAGUCAACGCACAAGGGGGAGUAGUGAAAUGCUGGCAGCACCGAUGAUGAACCUGCACGCUCGACACUGGUUCCGAGUCUUCUGACGUCAUGGGAGAAUUGUGAGAGAGAGGAAUGGAUAGAGACCGGAUGCAGCGACAUGUGGAAGAUCGUCCAAGGAAGAUGACCUGCUGUGUCUGAAAUGUAAGAGAAGAAGUUGAUCGACGAACCCAUGCCAGGCAAUGGAAACAGGCCAUAGGAACAGAGAGAGAAUGCUCACUACAUGCCUCAUGGGGAUGCCUUCGUAAAGUUUUAAGCUUCCGAAGUGGAAACCCUCCCUAAGUGGAGAUGGAAACUCUCGUCAUGUGUUUCGGGAAAAAAAAAUCAAAAAAUGAUAAUCGUAUUAAGGUAUUAAACGACCGCUACCUUUCACAGGCAAACUCGAAACCUCCGCAGAAUGCGGUGCAACCUUAUACCGCAUUCUUCGGAGGCCAGGCACCACCGGACCAGACCAAAAUGGCUGGCGGCGCCAGCCAAAAUGAAGGGAAAAGAAAGAAGUCGCUCUGGCACUUUGGCAAAGCUUGGCGCGCAGUUCUUUUCCACCUUGGCAAAAAAAGGCGCGGAGGUAGUGGCGGUUUAACAUGCCCGGAAAAGAAAUGAAAAUAAAAGACGAUU